AUGGAGCUACUCGACUUGCCGCCUGAGCUGUUUCAGCGCAUUGUCCAUUUAUUGGUCGAAGAUGUCGGUCCUGUCAAGGCGUUCGCCACUUCUUUCGCGUGCAAAACCUUCUCAUCCGCCAUCAUCCAAAACAUCUCCAAAUUUCAACCGCUCGGGAAUCUCUUCUGCGACCGGGGAGCAGGCACCAUCCGCCUCUUCCAGGCUCGUGGUGCCGACAUGAUGUUCAGUCGGCUUCCGAAAAUCACAAUCGGGCUCACCGUAACCGCAGAAGCCAUUGCAGACAGGCUGCUUGAAAUCUUGGCUGGUGAGGAGGCCUUCGACGUAUUAUCAGGCGAUCAGCUCGAUGAGAUAUUGCCCGCCGCAGCCGCCGCAAUCGGCGAUCUCGACACCUUCCGCAGCCUGGUUCAAGGGGAAGAGGAUAUCUUCGACUUCAAACACACCUUGGCCAGAUGGAUGUUACCUACCGCGGUUGAGUCAGCAGCGGCGACUGGCAAGACUGAAGUGCUCCAGUGGAUCCUCGAUUUCAUCCGAGCUUUUAGGAUGGGGACUCUGGACCUCUAUCACCUGUUCCCCAGCGACAGUGACCGCAUUCCAGAGUCAUGGGUCUACGCCGACUUUUGUUUGUGCCUACUUGAUGCUGUCCAAGUUGCAAUACGGAGGUGCCAGUAUGAGACGGGCAGCAUGAUCUUGGACUUCCUGUACUCAGAGCCGCCCGACGAUAUCGAGCUCUACGAUCCGCUCAACGAUGAGUUUAACCACCGCUUCAAUGAUAGCAUGACUGAUGUCGUGGGUGACUGCAUGCGGUAUGGAGAUCUCGAUCUAUUUCAGAAAAUAAUGUGUUGCAGAAGGACUGCAGACCCGUCCUCUACGGCUACCCUGGAGGUAGUUAGUGGUCUGGCCAUGAGCGACGAUGAACGAAACCGUAUGUUCUCAUGCGGGUCCACCUCCAUGUUCAAGAAGAUGUUAGAAGCUUGUAUGUUUCACGUAAACAGACUAGGAGACUACUCACCACUCGAUAUCGCUCUACGCAAUUGUUGUUAUGACCUGGUACGCCUUCUGCUAGCCCAUGGAGCUAAAGUCAACGCGUGCGAUGCGUCUGGCGUCUCUGUCUUGCAGCUCGCAGUUGACAGAGGCGGGAUCCCUAACGUGCAGCUACUUAUUGAACACGGCGCUGACCCUGCUUCUGUCACGAGGGACGAGGGCAAACCUCUGAUGAAGACGUUCAAGCUCUGUCAGAAGGCUGCUGCUGAAGUCACCCGGCUGGAGGGCUCCGAUCCGAGCGUGAAGAUGGGCAUCCAAGCAUGUCGCAGGAUCUGGGAUCAGUGGAAAGAUGACGAUCUACUCAAGAGAAAAUGGGGUCGGUAUAGAGAGAUUGUUGCCGAAAUGGGCUGUGAAAUGCUUUGGGACAUGCGUUGUUUGUUCUUGAACUCAUUCAGGAGGCUUUCGGCUGACGGCAGUACAGUUCAGCGGGACGAACAUUCAUUGAGGCACAACAUGGUCCACUUCGAUAGUGGCUAUUUGAUCUGUUCUUACUUCCGCCAUCAACGUAUACCAGUUCCUCUUGAGAUCAUUGAGCCCAGAUGA
Molecule: messenger RNA, 1584 nt
Organism: Macroventuria anomochaeta
Lineage: Eukaryota; Fungi; Ascomycota; Dothideomycetes; Pleosporales; Didymellaceae
Exons: 3
Coding region: 1-1584 (527 amino acids)
Molecular function (GO): protein binding
Source: RefSeq, a predicted model, not a curated record